GCAAGCGCCACCUGAGCUUCCAAAAUGCCGCCACCGGGAUUCAUGGACGAUGAGGUUGCAAGACUGGUGGAGGAGUUCGAAAAGUCCCAAGGUCGAGAUUUGGGAAUGGGUCGAGCGGAGAAGGAGAUCCCUAAGAAACAGCUCACAGAAGAGCAAACAAAGGCGUUGCUAUCUGAGCUGAACCACAAACAGCGAGAGGAGCUUUGCCAAGUGCUCAAGGCUCAACAAGAUGGAGAGAAGGACAUCAGGCUCUCUCCUGAGCUGGCGCGAAUCUUGCAGAGGUUCCAGCGUCGGGCUGGCCUGGGACCUGGAGGUCCCAUGAACAGUGGCGAGGAGACUUGGCCCAUGUAUCUUGGCAUCGUUCUGUUCAUUGUCAUCGCCGUUGUCUUUGUGUACAUCUACUUCCAGGAGCAGAGAGCUAGUGAAGAAGAAGAAAGAUUCCAUGAGGAGGACGCAUUCUGGCUAUUUCGUGAAUUUGGAUGACAUGACAGAUAAUUUCAAAUAAACAAUUAUAUGACAAUUUGAAGUAUUGAAUUAUAUGGAAUCUAUGGAUUUCUUAGUCAGAAUGAAAA
Cladocopium goreaui is the source of this 572-nucleotide messenger RNA. Lineage: Eukaryota; Dinophyceae; Suessiales; Symbiodiniaceae. The record is from the annotation of a GenBank genome assembly.